Thamnophis sirtalis is the source of this 5097-nucleotide messenger RNA. It is a transcript of the gene REL, whose product is annotated as REL proto-oncogene, NF-kB subunit. Gene Ontology annotation, cellular component: cytoplasm; nucleus. Gene Ontology annotation, biological process: inflammatory response; positive regulation of transcription by RNA polymerase II; response to cytokine. Gene Ontology annotation, molecular function: DNA-binding transcription factor activity, RNA polymerase II-specific; RNA polymerase II cis-regulatory region sequence-specific DNA binding. NCBI's taxonomy places the organism in Eukaryota, Metazoa, Chordata, Lepidosauria, Squamata, Natricidae. The record is from RefSeq and is a predicted model, not a curated record.
GAGGCGGGAGGCGGUCCCAUCGUUGACAUUUAAGCAAAGAAAGUUAUAGGACUAGGAGCUAAUUGUUUCACUGACAGGCAUCGGGGAAGUGUUUUGCCUACGUCUCGGGAAAUUCCCUGAGAGUAACGAGUAAGCGCGCAGAGAGGAAGAUCCCAGCUGCCGUACGCAGCCAAGCAGCGCUCAGACGCGGAACAGGCAAGACGGAGGCUGCCGCCUGAACGAGAAGCAGCUCCGUAGACUCCACCAGCCUCAGCGGGAGAAAGUCCCACCAUGGCCGGUGGUCAUGAGCCAUAUAUUGAAAUACAUGAGCAACCUAGACAGAGAGGGAUGCGUUUUCGAUACAAAUGUGAAGGAAGAUCAGCAGGCAGUAUUCCAGGUGAACAUAGUACUGAUAUCAACAGGACGUUCCCAUCUAUACAGAUCUUGAACUACUUUGGGAAAGUAAAAAUCAGAAUAACAUUGGUAACUAAGAAUGAACCCUAUAGGCCGCAUCCUCAUCAGUUGGUUGGAAAGGAUUGUGAAAACGGUUACUAUGAAGCUGAAUUUGGACCUGAGCGUAGAGUUUUGAGUUUUCAGAACCUGGGCAUUCAGUGUGUGAAAAAGAGAGAACUCAAAGAAUCCAUCAUUUCACGAAUUGCUAAGAAGAUCAAUCCAUUCAAUGUUUCUGAAGAACAGCUGUUGACAGUUGAAGAAUAUGACCUAAAUGUGGUGAGACUCUGUUUCCAAGUAUUCAUCUGUGAUGAACAUGGCAACUGCACACAACCUAUAUCCCCAGUCGUCUCCAACCCCAUUUAUGAUAACCGUGCACCCAAUUCAGCUGAAUUGAGAAUCUGCCGUGUGAACAAGAACUGUGGAACAGCGAAAGGAGGAGAUGAAAUUUUCCUCUUGUGUGACAAAGUUCAGAAAGAUGAUAUAGAAGUGAGAUUCUUCAUGAAUGACUGGGAAGCCAAGGGGAUUUUUUCACAAGCUGAUGUUCAUCGUCAAGUAGCAAUUGUCUUCAGGACGCCCCCAUUUUUCAAAGAUAUCCCAGAUCCUGUGACUGUGAAGAUGCAAUUGCGAAGGCCCUCAGAUCAGGAAGUCAGUGAUCCUAUGGACUUUAGAUAUUUACCAGAUGAAAAAGAUCCUUAUGGCCAUAAGGCAAAGAGGCAGAGGUCACCAAUGGCUUUACAAAAACUCAUUCAAGACUCUGGUGCCUAUGAAAGAUCUAAUGCUUCUCUGUUCCAGACAGCUAGCAAUGAAGGAAAAUUCAUUAAGAAAGAACCAAAUCUAUAUUGCUCAAUGAUUGAAACAGCCAUCCCACUGCAGAAAACAUCUGCAAGCAUCCCUUCCUUGCAGUCAUAUUAUUCUCCUCCUUUAAACCACUUAAGUCCCAAUGGACAUCCUGGUCCACCUUUUCAAAUGACAGAGUCCGUUAAGCAGGAUGGGGUUCUGCCAUCUUGCUGGCAUUCCUCUGUUUCACCUCUAAAUGUUUUGCUGCAACAAAGAAACGUGGGUGAUACGUUGCAUCCUACAGUGCAGAAUGUUAGCUCUCCAUGUCUUGGACAGGAGAAGAGUCUGAACUGGGCCAAUCAGAAAGAGGGGAACAUUUAUCAAGGAUUCUUUGGAAUAAUGAAUGAUCAUGAGUCAACAAUGUCAUCAUCAUCACCUUCACCAUCAGUGUCUCAGCAAGAAAUUCGGAAUGUCCCCAGCACUGUUGACAGCCAGUCUAUUCAUGUAGAAAAUGCUGCAGUGUCCAGUGACAUUAGCAUGGAAAUGGAAGACUCCAGAUGCUCAGAUGUUAACUUAGAAAAGUCAUCUUUCGUUCAAGCUUUAAAUCCAAGCAACCACAGGAAGAAAAUCCAACCAUUGUUCCCUCCUGCCACAUCAACAGUAACCACUUCUAGCUUAUCUUUGACCUCUAUGUCCAAUAUUUUUGAGACACAAAAUUUUCAUUAUUUGGCUAGCCUUAAUGAUUCAGGAUUGGCCAGCAAUCCAAACACCAUAAAUAUAUCAAAUUUUGAUACUUACAGCACCCAAGAUGAUGAGUUCCUAAAUUCCAUCGGAAGUAAUUUUGAUAGCAUACUUUAAACAGUUAUGACAGUCCCUGAAAAAGUGACCACCCAUCCUUGAAUUUCUUUUUUUAAUACUUGUAUUAAAUUUAUCUAAGUAUAAAAGACAAAUGAAAGUGGGAAAAGAGGGAAGGGAAAAGAAAAAAGUAUUUAACUUUUUUUUCAAGCACAAAAUCCAGAAGUUUCCAAGUAAAAACAAACUUGGAUAUGUUCCUUUCUUUGAUUAGACAAGUCAAUUUAGCCAUCUCUGCUGAUUUCAUCAGUUUUUCCAGCCAUUUAUCCAAUAUAAUUAAACUAUCUUUCCAUUUAUGUGCAUAAAGGAUUCUUGCUGCUAUCAACAUACAUAACAGGAAGAUUCCAGAAUUUUUUUCAAGUUUUUUGUCCAUUAAGCCCAAAAGAAAAAUCUUUGGUUUAAUUUUUAUUUUCAUUUUAACUAUCUUCUGAAUUAAAAUAUAAAUUUUACUCCAAUACUUCUUUGCUUUAUCACAAGUCCCCUAAAUAUGGUAAAAUGUCCCUUCUUUGCAUUUACAUUUCUGAUAUACUUUUGAAAUAUCUUUCUAUAUCUUUAACAAUUUAUUCGGUGUUAAACACAAAUAGUACCUCAUUUUAUAAAAUUUAUUAAAUUAAAUUAAUUAUAAUUUAAUGUAAAUUUUAAACCAUUUGUCCAUAUGUUUUCCCACUGUUCAAGCAAGCACUAUAUUGUACCCAAAAUUCUUUUCCCAUUAAAUCAUGCAAUACAUUACAUCUUCAUUCUCCAAAUUUAAUUUCAGUGGCGAUUUAUAGAAUUUGGCAAUAACAUGUUCAUCCUUAACACACAGUACAAUUUCAAAUUCAGUUUUUAAAAUGUCAAACACAUAGCUUUAAAAAUCUAAUGUAAACCUUUCUUUCAGUUCUAAAUAUGUAAAUCAUUGACAGACACAUCCUUCUGACUCCCACUCUUUUUGUGAUUUAAGGGUAGGCUCACUUUGAUUAAAAAGUAUUAUUUGACCAUGUCCACCAGUCUGGCCUCACCUUAGUUUUUUUUUUUUUUUCUGAAAAAAACUUCCUGGGAUGAUGCCCAAAGAGGUACCUUUGUAGAGAAACUUGUUUUAGAUUUGUUCCAAAUCCUUGGAUCUAGCAUGUCUAACAAAGUAAUUCUUGAAAUCAACAUUUUAACUGAUGUCAUAAGUAGGUAUGCCAUCCAUCUCUUAGUUCAUGGCUCUUUAAUUCAAAUAAUCUCUUCUUUUGAAGAGUCACCCACUCUUUCAUCCAAACGCAUUCAAGCAGGCAUCAAAGUAUAGUUUCAAAUCUGGUAAACUCAAACUUCCUCUUUCUUGAGUAUUUUGCAGUAGUUUAUAUCUAAUUCUUGGUCUUUUUCCUUGCCAUAUAAAUUUAGAAAUGCCCUUCUGCCAUAGUUUAAAUGGAGUAUUGGUUGUCAGUAUCAAUAAAAUCUGAAAUAAAAAUAACAUCUCUUGUAAAAUCUUCAUCUUAAUUAAAAGAGAUUCUACCCAACAUGGAUAACUGCAAACUACCCCAUCUUAAUAGAUCUUUUUUUAUAUCAUUCCACACAGGUGCAAAAUUGCUUUGAAACAAUUUAGAUUUGUCAAUUCAACUCCAAGAUAUUUAACCCUUUUCUUCACCUUGAAACCUGAUUUUCUUGUCAAUAUUUAUAAUAUUGAAAAGUCACAUUCUUAACAUGUGUUGCUUUCUGUUCGUUUCUUUUGAAACCCACUAAAACUCCAAAGUAAUUUAAUUUCUUCAUCAAGAAUUAUAUACCAAUUUUUGAGUCUUACAGAAAUAGCAAUAGGAAUAAGUUGCAAUGGGACUUAUUUCCAAGAAAAAAAUUAAUGGGUUUGCAAGGCUGGUUAGCCGUUUCUCUUAUAUGAAACAUCUCUGAUAUGAAAUAUAGUUAAAUUCAUUUAUCCAGUGUAACCUUUCUGUGUUUUUUUAACUUCUUUGCAUUCCCAAAAUUGAUUUAAGCACUGAUGUUUAGACCACAGUUUUAUAUGUUUUGUUUGCAUUUAGGCAAAUCUGUAUUCCAGUAAUGGUAAUGACUAUGUCAUUGUGAAUAUUUUUUUUUAGAUACAGCCUUAAAAAGUAUUGAAAUAAUUUUUAGAAUUGAAAUUUUCAGAAUUCUCACAUUGAGGAAAAUACUUAUAGCUAAUGUGGAGUGCUAUUUUUCAAUAUAUGUUUGAAUUAAUCAAUAUUGAAAAUAUACAAGUGACCAAACUUUUUCUCACUCCUUCCAAUUUUCUUUGCAAUGUGAGAAUUUUUUUUUCCUUUAUGAAGUGUUUAUAAAAUGAACUGAAUUAGUAUAUCUUUGCACUCAUCACAAUCUUCAGGCAUAAAAUAUCUUCUUUGUUUUAAUGAUAUUUCUAAAGCAAUUUUCCCAUCCUAUAGUGCUCUAGAUAUAGUCCCAUAAUCCCCACUUAGCUAUUCUGAUGCAGUUUAUAAUCCAGAACAUUGCACAGACAUCUGGUAUAGACAGAAGUUGCAAAAACAAGGAUGGAUUAUCAUUGAACAUUAUAUUCAGAUGCAUGUACAAAAUACAUAUAUGCUUUAUAAUUUAUGAAUGGCACCAAUGUGCUUUUUCCAUUGCUUUAAAAUACAUGAAGCAUAAUUGGACUUGAGUUAUGAUUUUGUUCCUUUAUGAUAUAAAUAAUAAUUUUCUGAGGUAAAUUGAUUGUGUUUGGCAUACAAAUAGACAUAUUGAAAUAGAAAUAAUUGACAACAUACUGCAGCUAAUCAAAACCAAUAUAUCUGAGCUCAAAUAAAAUAGGAAUCAAGUUGAUUGCCCAGUGUUGUCAAUUGCUCUACAGUGAUAACAAGGCACUGGAUUGGAUAUUGGAUCUCUGCAACAAAGAACAUUCGUUCCCUUACUCUAGUGCUAGGAAUAGGCCUUGAUCAUAUAGGGCAGUGAUGGCGAACCUUUUUCUUUCAGCGUGCCAAAAUUGGACACAUGCAUGCGUGCUAUUGUGCACGCAUGCAUGCCCACUCAAUUUCCCCACCCACCUGCCCAUGCACAUGACAGCCCCUGGCGCAUGCAUGUGCGGCCUCUCCCCAGGCUCCG